UUAUGGAGGGAAAGCACUCAAGAUGGAGCUCACAGCCUCGGCCUUGCGAUUUGCUAAGAAAAAUCAGAGAAUUAACUCGAGCUAUAGUUGAAGAUCUCAGCAAUGGACGGUCUCCGGAGAUUCUCAUCGAUCGCUUCAGAAAUUACUGCACGAAGCCCGAUUCGAAUUGCUAUUGUAGCUCUGAUUUGCCAAUUUUGAAGGAGACUCUCACACUUCGGAGGGAAAGCCAUUUGCGUAGAUUGGAUGUUUUGCUUAGGGUUCUAGUAAUUGUUCAGCAACUUCUGCAAGAAAACAGACAUGGGUCUAAGAGAGAUAUCUAUUACAUGCACCCUUCUGUAUUUUCAGAUCAGUCAAUUGUAGACCGUGCAAUCAAUGACAUAUGCAUCCUUAUGCAGUGUAGUCGCCACAAUCUGAACGUGGUGUCUGUAGGAAAAGGGUUGGUAAUGGGCUGGUUAAGGUUCUCAGAAGCUGGAAACAUGUUUGAUUGCAUAAAUAGGCCAAACACUGCCUUUCCUGUUCCCAUUCAUGUUGAAGAGGUCAAAGAUAUUGUUAGUGUAGCGAAAUACAUACUUGUUGUGGAGAAAGAAUCAGUUUUUCAACGAUUGGCAAAUGACCAGUUUUGCAACACAAACCACUGCAUCGUUAUCACUGGACGUGGAUAUCCUGAUAUUUCCACAAGAAGGUUUUUGGGGCUUCUUGUUGAUACUUUGCAUCUCCCUACCUAUUGCUUGGUAGACUGUGAUCCGUAUGGUUUUGACAUCCUGUCCACAUAUCGGUUUGGUUCUAUGCAACUGGCCUAUGAUGCUAAAUUUCUACGGGUCCCUGAGAUACUCUGGCUUGGAGGCUUCCUUUUGGACUCGGAGAAGUACCAACUUCCACAACAGUGUCUCCUUCCCUUGACAGCACAAGACAAGAGGAAAACGGAAGCCAUGUUACGUAGAUGCUACUUACAAAGAGAAGUGCCAGAGUGGAGAUUGGAACUACAAUUGAUGCUGGAAAGAGGAGUGAAAUUUGAGUUAGAAGCGUUGUCUGUGCAUGAACUUAACUUUUUGUCGGCGGUGUACAUACCGUCUAAAAUUCAAGGUGGAGUCUACAUCUAACAUCUUCUACAUCUGUACUUGUUACCCUAUAGGAGAAACAAAAAUUAUAGGAUUUCUGCAAAGCAUAAUCCACAUUUUCAUUGCAAAACCAUUGUAUAGGGGAGAGAAUUUGAUUAAAUGUCAGUUAAUCGCACCCGAAUCUCUGUUUUUCCUUAUUUUCCCCCCUUCUUUCUCUUACUCGGUGUGGCGCAAAAAUGGGGGACAUCCA
This is a messenger RNA of Prunus dulcis (almond), 1308 nucleotides long. Its product is annotated as meiotic recombination protein SPO11-1. Gene Ontology annotation, cellular component: nuclear chromosome. The record is from RefSeq and is a predicted model, not a curated record. The coding region runs from base 3 to 1100 and encodes 365 amino acids. Gene Ontology annotation, molecular function: ATP binding; DNA topoisomerase type II (double strand cut, ATP-hydrolyzing) activity; DNA binding. The transcript is spliced from 15 exons. NCBI's taxonomy places the organism in Eukaryota, Viridiplantae, Streptophyta, Magnoliopsida, Rosales, Rosaceae. Gene Ontology annotation, biological process: meiotic DNA double-strand break formation; meiotic DNA double-strand break processing; reciprocal meiotic recombination.